Erinaceus europaeus (western European hedgehog) is the source of this 1515-nucleotide messenger RNA. RefSeq names its product G protein-coupled receptor 6 (gene GPR6). Bases 7 to 1086 code for a protein of 359 amino acids. Gene Ontology annotation, cellular component: membrane. Gene Ontology annotation, biological process: G protein-coupled receptor signaling pathway. The record is from RefSeq and is a predicted model, not a curated record. Gene Ontology annotation, molecular function: sphingosine-1-phosphate receptor activity. NCBI's taxonomy places the organism in Eukaryota, Metazoa, Chordata, Mammalia, Eulipotyphla, Erinaceidae. The transcript has a single exon.
ACGGCCAUGAACGCCAGCGCCUCCCCGCUCAACGAGUCCCAGGUGGUGGCGGCGGCGGCCGAGGGGGCGGCGGCUGCAGCGGCCGGAGCGGCCGGGGCGCGGGACCCCGGGGAAUGGGGACCCCCGGCGGCGGGCGGCGGCGCGGCUAACGCGUCCCUGGAGCUGUCCUCACAGCUGUCGGGCGGCCCGCAGGGGCUGCUGCUGUCGGCCGUGAACCCUUGGGACGUCUUGCUGUGCGUGUCGGGGACGGUGAUCGCAGGCGAAAACGCGCUGGUCGUGGCGCUCAUCGCGUCCACCCCGGCCCUGCGCACGCCCAUGUUCGUGCUGGUGGGCAGCCUGGCCACGGCCGACCUGCUGGCGGGCUGCGGGCUCAUCCUGCACUUCGUGUUCCGGUACGUGGUGCCCUCGGAGACGGUGAGCCUGCUCACCGUGGGCUUCCUCGUGGCCUCCUUCGCCGCCUCGGUCAGCAGCCUGCUGGCCAUCACGGUGGACCGUUACCUGUCCCUCUACAACGCGCUCACCUACUACUCGGGCCGGACCGCGCUGGGCGUGCACCUGCUACUCGCCGCCACCUGGGCCGUGUCCCUCGCCCUGGGGCUGCUGCCCGUGCUGGGCUGGAACUGCCUGGCCGAGCGCGCCUCCUGCAGUGUGGUAGCCCCGCUGACACGCAGCCACGUGGCGCUGCUGUCCGCCACCUUCUUCGCCGUCUUCGGCGUCAUGCUGCACCUGUACGUACGCAUCUGCCAGGUGGUCUGGCGCCACGCUCACCAGAUAGCGCUGCAGCAGCACUGCCUGGCACCGCCCCACCUGGCCGCCACCAGAAAGGGGGUGGGCACGCUGGCCGUGGUGCUGGGCACUUUCGGGGCCAGUUGGCUGCCCUUCGCCAUCUACUGCGUGGUGGGCAGCCGCGAGGACCCGGCCGUCUACACCUAUGCCACCCUGUUACCCGCCACCUACAACUCCAUGAUCAACCCUGUCAUCUAUGCCUUCCGCAACCAGGAGAUCCAGCGGGCCUUGUGGCUUCUCUUCUGUGGCUGUUUUCAGUCCAAAGUGCCCUUCCGCUCUAGGUCCCCAAGUGAGGUCUGAAGGUCCACUCCCCACAACACCCUCUCUCCUCCCCACAAGCUAGCCUUUGAUGAGCUUCUCGGUGCCCCCGCAAGAACUGAGCUCUUCAAUGUGUUUGACUGCGGAAAGGAAAAGGAGAGAGUUCAAUAAUAAGCGCAACAAACUCACCACGAGACGCUUGUUGGCUGUCACAUUUUACAUAUACAGUGUAUACACGUGUACAUAUAUAUACAAAUCUUUGUAUCUUCUGGGAGUGUUCAGGAUCUGGAAGUUCCUGUUCGGUGAGGGGGAGGCGGAGCUAACAGAGAUGUGGUUGUAUAUUCAAAUUGUACAUCACAUUUGUCAAGUGAAGACACCCUGAUAGUGCUUCAUUACAGCACUUUAUUUUUUUACCUGCUGAAUUGCCAAAACAGUGUUGCCAUUUUAAAGGGCCCUGGGGGAGAAAGGGAA